Scatophagus argus is the source of this 5568-nucleotide messenger RNA. RefSeq names its product calcium channel, voltage-dependent, alpha 2/delta subunit 4a (gene cacna2d4a). NCBI's taxonomy places the organism in Eukaryota, Metazoa, Chordata, Actinopteri, Scatophagidae. The transcript is spliced from 40 exons. Gene Ontology annotation, cellular component: voltage-gated calcium channel complex. The record is from RefSeq and is a predicted model, not a curated record. Gene Ontology annotation, molecular function: voltage-gated calcium channel activity. The coding region runs from base 584 to 3946 and encodes 1120 amino acids.
UAUCACUCCAUCCAUCCAUCCAUCUUGCUCUCCACCUGGUAGCGUAUUCGUGUCUCCGUGCUGCAUGAUUUUGGUUUAGAGUCUUCUGGCUUUGAAGAAAAGGGCGAAAUUAUUCAAGUAAAAGGACGACGGACAACUGUCUCUUGGGAAUAAAUGUGUGUGUGUGUUUCUGUUCUGCUUGGGGACACUUCGCCGCCUCAUAACAAGGACUGAACUCGAGUGAAGACGGAAGUUUUACCGGGACGACCCAAGUCUUCAAUCGCUCUGCUUUUUUUUCCCCCCACAGUAUCCCUCAGAACCAUGAGAGGGAGCAUGGAGGAGAGAAGUGGAUGAUGGGAGGCGUAGAAACAGCAUUAAGAGGUGCAGGAAUAUGACAAGACUCUGUUGUGACUCCUGGUGUGCAAAAGUGACCUUUGACACUGGAGACAAGAACUUUCUACACUCCAAACAGUCGAGCUGACAUCAAAUAAUCAGACAUUUUAUUUUUUGUUACAUUUGAACUUUCUUUCCAGACCCUCAUGUCCCACAGGAAAUGGUUUUAAAGCUUUAACCACAUGACAUAAGCACAACAAUCGCUGGACGGAUGUGGAUCGCAGCAGCUGUAGGGAUGAAUCACUGGGGCAGGGGGAACGCCGGGAACGCCAGUAAAUUGGACAGAAGUGGGCCGCACAGGGGGAGGCUGAUGACGAUGCUGCUGUGGAUUAUCCUCUCCAGCUCGCUGUGCCUGAUGGUCGAUGGCCAGAUGAAGAUCUCACCAGAAACCGUGCAGCAGUGGGCCGUAUCCUUCGGCAAAGAGAUAGCCGCCCUGUCAGCCAGAUACUCUGGAGCUAAACUGCUACAGAAGAAAUACAAGGAUAUCGAGGGUGUGGUGAAGAUAGAAGAAGUGGACGGAGAGGAGCUAGUAAAAAAGUUUGCUGAGGAGAUGGAGGAGAUGCUCGGGAGGAAGAUGAAGUCUGUGAAGAGGCUGGCCGAAGCAGCAGAGGAUGCUGACUAUUACCACGAGUACAACGACACAAUGGAGUUUGAGUACUAUAACUCCAUGCUGAUCAACACGGUGGACGAGGACGGGAACCCACUGCCACUGGGAGGAGAAUUUCCUCUGGAAGAAAACGAGCACUUUAAUAAAUUACCAGUCAACACUCAGCAGAGCAACAUACAGGUCCCCACUAAUGUCUAUAACAGAGAUCCAGAUAUUCUGAAUGGAGCCUACAUGUCUGAGGCCCUAAAUGAAGUGUUCAUUGAUAACUUCCAGAAAGAUCCAACCCUCACCUGGCAAUACUUUGGCAGCUCUACAGGCUUCUUCAGGUUGUACCCAGGGAUCCAGUGGAUUCCAGACGAAAAUGGCGUGGUCACUUUUGAUUGCAGGAACAGAAACUGGUACAUUCAGGCAGCCACGUCUCCUAAAGAUGUUGUGAUCGUGGUGGAUGUCAGCGGCAGCAUGAAGGGACUCAGACUGACCAUAGCCAAACACACCAUCAACACAAUCCUGGACACACUGGGAGAAAAUGACUUUGUUAACAUCAUAGCUUACAGUGACUAUGUUCGCUACGUGGAGCCCUGCUUUAAGGGCAUGCUGGUUCAAGCUGAUCUGGAUAACAGAGAGCAUUUCAAGCUUUUGGUUGAAGAGCUUCAUGUCAAAGGAGAAGGCAAAGUUAAAAAUGCAAUGAAGGAGUCUUUCAAAAUCCUUAACGAGGCUGCAGCACUGGGCCAAGGAAGCUUGUGUAACCAGGCAAUCAUGCUGAUAACAGACGGCGCCAUGGAGGACUUCAAGGAUGUUUUUGAAGAGUUCAACUGGCCAGAGCGACGGGUUCGAGUGUUCACCUAUCUGAUUGGACGAGAGAUGACAUUUGCUGAUAAUGUUAAAUGGAUUGCCUGCAACAACAAGGGUUACUACACACAUGUCUCCACGCUGGCUGACGUCCAGGAAAACGUUAUGGAGUAUCUCCAUGUUCUCAGCCGACCAAUGGUCAUCAACCAUGAUCAUGACAUCAUCUGGACUGAGGCCUACAUGGACAGCGUGCUGUUCAACACUCAGGCCCAAAGCCUCCUCCUGAUGACUUCAGUAGCCAUGCCUGUGUUCAGCAAGAAGAAAGAAACUUUGUCUCAUGGGAUUCUACUGGGAGUGGUAGGAACUGAUGUGGCCUUGAGAGAACUGAUGAGAUUAGCUCCAAGAUACAAGCUGGGCGUCCAUGGUUAUGCCUACCUUGUCACCAACAAUGGCUACAUCCUAUCUCAUCCUGACCUACGACCUCUGUAUAAAGAGGGAAAGAAGCUAAAGCCGAAACCCAACUAUAACAGCGUUGAUCUGUCAGAGGUGGAAUGGGAAGACACUGAGGAAAAAUUGAGAACAGCCAUGGUUAAAGGAGAAACUGGAAAGAUGUCUCUAGAUGUGAGAACGUCAGUGGAUAAAGGAAGGAGAGUCAUGUUCCUGAAGAAUGAUUACUUCUACACUGUCAUCAAUGAAACACCAUUUAGUCUGGGUAUAGUAUUGACCAGGGGAUAUGGACAGUAUAUCUUCAUUGGAAACGUCUCUGUUGAGGAGGGUCUCCAUGACUUGCUGGCUCCAGACCUGACUAUAGCGGACGAAUGGACCUACUGUGAGACAGACAUUGACCCGGACCAUCGUAAGCUGAGUCAGCUGCAGGCUGUGGUACAAUACCUCACUGGCAAAGAGCCAGAUCUGGAGUGUGAUGUGCUGUUGUUGCAACAAACUCUAUUUGACGCUGUGGUCACGGCUCCUAUGGAAGCCUACUGGACUGCUCUAAUGCUCAACACAUCUGGUAUGGACGAGGGGAUCGAAACAGCUUUCUUAGGAACCCGCUCAGGUGUGAUGAGAUUCCAGAGAUACACUGGUAUUGAGAAAAGAACUGCCAAGUCUUUCCUGACCUCCACAGACAAGGAGAAUAUGUUCACAUUGGACCAUUUCCCAGUGUGGUAUCGCAGAGCUGCUGAGUACCCAGUUGGACAGUUUCUAUACUACAUGCCCAGACAGGAGACUCGAGCAGGGAGGAUUGUGAUUGCAACCACCGCUGUCACUGUUACAGUCGGCAAGAAAACAGCCAUCGCAGGAGCCAUCGGUGUCCAGAUGACUCUGCAGGUGGUCGAGUCCAGAUUCUGGGCCAUUGUAGUACAGCCAAAUGACACAGAUUGCUCUAAUGUAGAGGGGACUUGUCCUCUUCGCUGUGACAGCUUUGAUAUUAACUGCUAUGUGAUUGACAAUAAUGGCUUUGUCCUAGUUUCUAAACAGCGCAGUGAUGCGGGAAGAUUCUUGGGCGAGAUUGACGGCUCAGUUAUGACCACACUGAUCAGAAUGGGCAUGUUCAAAAGGGUGUCCUUGUUCGAUUACCAGGCCAUGUGUAAGAUGAAUUUGCACUCUGUCAGCGGCGCCCGUCCACUUCUCAGUCCAUUCUAUGGUUUGGCUUCAGCUCUCAAGUGGUUCCUCUCUAACUUCCUACUAUUUCUGCUGGAGUUUAACAUCUGUGGCUUGUGGCACACGGAGCACUUUGCUGAUGCCAAGCCAUCUUUCAGUGUGUCCUCAGCUCACAAGAAAAAAGGGGACAUCUUGCAGCCGUGUGACACAGAGUACCCCAGCUUCGUCUACGAGCCGUCUGUCAAAGAGACCAACAGCAUUAUUAAGUGUGGACGCUGCCAAAAGAUGUUUGUGGUGCAACAGAUACCAGAGAGCAAUCUGUUGAUGUUGGUUGUGCAGGCAGACUGUGACUGCUCCAGACAGUACUCUCCCAUCACCUUGGAGCCCAAAGAAGUCAAAUAUAAUGCCUCAGUUAAGUGCGACAGGAUGAGGUCACAGAAGAUUCGCCGACGGCCUGAGUCCUGCCAUGCCUACCACCCCCAGGAGAACGCCAAUGACUGUGGAGGAGCCUCUGUUAUAUCGCUCUCUGCCUCUCUCUUCCUCAUCUGUCUCUCCUUCUCGGCACUCGUCUCCUGAUGAUUGACUGCUUGGCUGUUUCAUCCAUUUUCGGGAGAUUAAAAUGAAUCAAGAGAUGUGUUUGAUACUGGACACCUAAAAAAACGUACCUAAAUCUACGUAUUUUGCUUAUGACAACUACACACGAAGACUCUAAAGGCGAACUCUUGAUGUGGUUUCUUAUCGCUUAUUGGUUGACGCCUGGAAAUUAUUACAUCUGAACUGAAAACAGCAAAGAAAGCAAGUUAAUGGGCUGUUGUUGCCAUGGAUACUUUUCCAUUAGUUACUGUCUCCUACAAAACCUUUGCAUCUCAAAAAUAAAGAGAUGAAGAGAUGCAGGUGGUGCAUUGAUAAAAGUGGCUUAUGAGUCACAAGGUGCAACAAAGUCCAGGGGGAAAAUAUGUCUUUCAUUUCCAAUAUCUCACUGAACUGAAAUUGCAGACACGCAUGCAUAUUAUAUAUGCAGCUGCAAGCAUGCACACCACGAGCACUCCAUCAUCCUGAAUGCUUUAUCUAUGACUUUUUGGUAUUUUUGGUACCAGUGAAUGAGAGAAGGGAGAGAAGGGCUAUAGUGAUACUGUAUAUGGUGAACUGGUAAACAUCGUUGUGCAACAUCAGUGUUGCUGCUAGAAGCGAUGUUUUACAAGGUCGUUUGGAAUAUUUGUUUUACUGAAUCUUCUGCAAAUCUCAAAAGUCAAUUCCAAGAAAAUAUAGUUAUAUAAAAUUAACAUAAACAUUAAAAUGUAAUAAAGAGUUCCUUCAGGGGCUCACCUUUUGAAUUUUUUAUGAAUUACCUCCUAAAAAAUAUUUGUUUUAUGUGACAGUUCUUUUCAAACAUAUCUGCCUUUCUGUCUUUAUCAGCUAAUCUUUCUGUGUGUUUGAUCAUACUGUAUGUAAUCAUGUUUGUCUUUUUGGUUGGCCAUGAUUGUGGAAACUGGGACAUUCACAUCGUGAAGGUCUACAAUCAACGUAGACAACAUUAUGAUGGAUUAUUUUUAUUUUAUUUUCCUAAAUGCAGUUACAUGGUACAUGGAACGCCCCACAAUAGAUGUAGUUGUACAAAAACAUAAAUGUUUCUGAAAUUAAAUCAAGAAGUCCUUUUUUAAGAUGGGGAUGAUGCAUUUGCUAAAGAGACUGGAUACUCAUGCUGCAAAGUUAUGCAAGUGGUACUUAUUACUUGGCAUAAAUAACAAUCCAAAAAAUGAUAAAAAACAAUAAUGUAAGCACUCUCUCUGGGAACAAGACUGUCAAUGGAAAAAAGCAUUCAGUUCAUACUGUGUAAUUUCAUUUAAUUUUGGAAAUGCCAUAUAUGUAAUUGCGAUGUAAAUUAACAGUGUAAAUCUACUUGCAUAGGGUAUUUUUGUAUUUGCUUGUGUUUCAUAUUUUGAAGCGUUUGAAGCUAUGUGUCCCUGAAGCUCUCUGAAUCACCUCACAAAGCAUGUCUUUAAGUUGAGCUUAUGGUCUGAUGACGAAAAAUUGCCUGAGAAUUUGCUUGUUUAUGUAAUAGUCAGGUGCAUCAUUUCGGUAUGUUCUUUCUUGCUGAGAUUUGAGAGUAAAUCUUAUUCAUGUCUCAUUUUUGUUUGUAAUUUCCAUGAUUUGUAACAAGUUCUUUAUUAAAAUGUCCAUAUGGUUUUUGUACUGUA